This is a messenger RNA of Entrophospora candida, 468 nucleotides long. The record is from the annotation of a GenBank genome assembly. NCBI's taxonomy places the organism in Eukaryota, Fungi, Glomeromycota, Glomeromycetes, Entrophosporales, Entrophosporaceae.
AUGCCAAUGACAGAAAAUACAUCACUGUGUUUGUCAGCAGUGAAGGAAAUGUUCCCUGAAGAAUGGAAUGUAACAUGUAGUGCCUGGUCACGAGCAAAUAAACCAGUGAUGGAAAUCAGUGACCUUAGUGAAGAGGAAUCAAAAGAUUAUCUGAUUAAGAGGUGCACAAUCGAAACAAAAGAAGGGAAUAAGAAAAAUGAAUGUAAGAUCAAAAAAGAAGUAGAUGAAUUAUAUAAAUUAGUUGGUGGAUGCAUUGUGGAUCUAAAGGCUGUGGUGGAUAAAUUUCUGGCUGGGCAGUCCUUAGAAGUAGGGAAGCACAUCAUCAGUGCUUUAUUGGAUUCUAAGGAGCUUAGCUUUACAACAUUUAUGGAAUUUUUCAAUAAGACAGAGGAAUCUGAUGAAAUGUUGGAAAACAAUGUAUUUGCAUAUCAUCCAGAAAAAAACACUGUGACAUUUCAGUCUCAGUUG